GAGGCAAGGCUUUUUUGAAUGUGAUGCUGGAAACCGAAACCUUUUGGAGUCGCAGGUCCUUUCCUCGGUUGACUGUGAAUCUCUGGGUGGAGAGAGCCACCCGCCUUCGUCUCUCGGGCCGGGAAAGGUCAUCGACGCGGCGCACGCUCCUCUGCGGGCAGCCGGUUUCACCUGCGGGACCCGACGUGGAAGCCCAGCCUGGGGUAGGGUGGCCGCGGCCGGGUCGCCGGGCCGGAGCUACCGAAUGUACCAUGCUUUCUUGUGAUAUUUGUGGUGAAACAGUAACCUCAGAACCGGACAUGAAGGCUCAUCUCCUAAUUGUUCACAUGGAAAAUGAAGUUAUAUGUCCAUUUUGCAAAUUGUCAGGUGUGAAUUAUGAUGAAAUGUGUUUCCAUAUUGAAACUGCUCAUUUUGAACAAAACGAAUUAGGAAGGAACUUUGAGAGGAUCAAUACCAUACACUGUGGAACUUCAGAUAACAGGAAGGACAACACCCAGCAGAGUAGAAUGGAAGUUACUUCAAGUAUUCAUUCACCCUGUGCAUCUAAUCACCCAAAAAUUUCAGCUCAAGGCCUGCCAAAGGAUGGCACUUUAGAACAUAAAGCCUUUUAUUCAGAGAACUUGACUGAAUCUAGAAAAUUCCUGGGAAGUAAGGAAAAACAGUGUGACCUAUCCAAAAUAAAAGGAUCAAUUUAUGACACAGUGUAUAGUCCUCCUGAAUGUCCAUUCUGUGGGAAAAUAGAAGAUUGUACUCAAGAUAUGGAAACUCAUGUGAAAACAAAUCAUGCCAAUCUUUUAGACACUCCAGUAGAAGACUGUGAUCAACCAUUGUACGACUGCCCUAUGUGUGGGCUCAUCUGUACAAAUUACCAUAUUCUCCAGGAACAUGUUGACUUGCAUUUGGAAGAAAGCAGCUUUAGACAAGGCAUGGAUAGAGUCCAAUGUUCUAGAGACCUGGAAUUGGCUCACCACCUUCAAGAAGAAGAAGACAGAAAGAGAUCUGAAGAAUCAAGACAAGAAAGGGAAGAAUUUCAGAAGCUACAGCGACAAUAUGGUUUAGAUAAUUCUGGAGGGUACAAACAGCAGCUACUACGAAGUAUGGAGAGAGAAGUAAAUAGUGGAAGAAUGCAUCCAUCUGAAUUUCACAGAAGAAAAGCUGAUAUGAUGGAAUCACUAGCUAUUGGUAUUGAUGAUGGGAAAACAAAAACUUCUGGGAUUAUUGAAGCACUUUCUCAGCAUUAUCAGAACGCUGCCCCAGAUGUCAGGCGUGUGUGGCUUUCUGCAGCAGUGGAUCACUUUCAUUCCUCUCCUGGUGACAAAGGUUGGGGUUGUGGUUACAGAAAUUUCCAAAUGCUACUGUCAUCAUUAUUACAAAAUGAUACUUACGAUGAUUGCUUGAAAGGUAUGGCAGUUCCUUGUAUUCCAAAAAUUCAGUCUAUGAUUGAAGAUGCAUGGAGAGAAGGUUUUGAUCCUCAGGGUGCCUCUCAACUUAAUGACAGGCUACAGGGAACUAAGGCCUGGGUUGGAGCAUGUGAAAUAUAUACACUUCUGACCUCCCUAAGGGUAAAGUGCCGCAUUGUGGAUUUUCACAAGUCAACUGGUCCUUUGGGUACGCACCCUCGCCUGUUUGAAUGGAUACUGAACUAUUAUUCUACAGAGAGGGAAGGGGGUCCAAAAGUAGUGUGUACAUCUAAACCUCCUAUCUAUCUGCAACAUCAAGGUCAUAGUCGAACAGUUGUUGGAAUUGAAGAGAGAAAAAACCGAACGUUAUGUUUACUAGUAUUUGAUCCUGGAUGUCUGUCUCGAGAAAUGCAGAAACUAUUGAAGCAAGACAUGGAGGCUAACAGUCUCAAGCAACUUAGGAAAUUUGUGGGAAAUUUAAAGCAUAAACAGUACCAGAUAGUGGCAGUAGAGGGCAUUCUUACUGCAGAGGAGAAAAUUGCCAGGAGACAAGCAUCUCAAGUGUUUACAGCCGAGAAGAUUCCUUGAAGAAUUAAGCAUUUCAGUGAGUGUGGAACUUCAUGUCCCAAUUCAUAUGUUAAAUCCUUAAUGCAACUUAUGAACCUGUGAAUUCUCUAAAUACUCAACUUUUAGUUUCUAAAAUGUCUAAAUAUAUCAUUAGUGAUUCACUGUUUAGAAAUUAUUUAGAAAAAUAUCUUGUUUGCAUUGUGGGUUUUGUAUUUCUUACCCAUGUUUCAGAAAUGAUUUUCUAUUGUAGUCAUAUUUUAUAUUUAUUGCAUUCUUAUGUUAGGUAUGCUUAGUAUUUUCCAUGUAUUAAUUAGUUUAAUAUUCAAAAUAGUUCUCUGAGACAAGUGUUAUUAUUAGUGUGUGAGGAAGCGGAAACUGCAAGAUUAGUAAUUUACCUGGAAAAUUUUUCAUAAUCCCAGGCUGUCUUACUUUCAAAUUCUUACCAAUGCUUGGGUGUUGUGUACACAAUGUAAUAUACAGAUCAUGUAUCAUAGAAAUUACACUUGAAAUCUAUAUCAUAUUAAUCAGUGUCACCCCAAUAAAUUUAAUCAAUGUCACCC
This is a messenger RNA of Eptesicus fuscus (big brown bat), 2527 nucleotides long. It is a transcript of the gene ZUP1, whose product is annotated as zinc finger containing ubiquitin peptidase 1. The coding region runs from base 24 to 1988 and encodes 654 amino acids. Lineage: Eukaryota; Metazoa; Chordata; Mammalia; Chiroptera; Vespertilionidae. The record is from RefSeq and is a predicted model, not a curated record. The transcript has 10 exons.